Messenger RNA from Budorcas taxicolor (takin), 3262 nucleotides. It is a transcript of the gene TULP3, whose product is annotated as TUB like protein 3. The coding region runs from base 42 to 1508 and encodes 488 amino acids. Gene Ontology annotation, biological process: protein localization to cilium. Lineage: Eukaryota; Metazoa; Chordata; Mammalia; Artiodactyla; Bovidae. The transcript has 11 exons. Gene Ontology annotation, cellular component: cilium. The record is from RefSeq and is a predicted model, not a curated record.
GCCGCGGGUGUGGAAGCGGUCGGCGCUCGCGGUGCGGCAGGAUGGAGUCGUCGCUCCGCCGCCCGGGCCCCCGCGGGGACAGUGCCUUUGAAGAUGAGACCAUGAAGCUCAGGCAGCUGAAACUGGAUAACCAGAGAGCGCUGCUGGAGAAGAAGCAGAGGAAGAAGCGCCUGGAGCCGCUCAUGGUGCAGCCGAACCUGGAGGCCCGGCCGCGGCGGGCAAGGCCGAGGGGCUGCGAGGAGCACGCUCUGCUGGUGGAACCCCAGGCCCCGCACGGCGGCGUCGUCCUGCAGGGUGUGUGCUCAGGCAGCGUCCCUUCCCGCUGCCACAGGGCUCUCACAGACCUGGGGGAAGGCAGAGCCUUUUCAGGCAUUGAUGGUCCUGCUGCCUUCCUGAAGCCGGAUGCUCAGGAUGUGGACACCAGACUUCACGUUCUCACGGUAGGCUCCUCUGCCACUGAGGACACUGAAGGGAGCGCAGAUGGGGAGAGUGCACAGGACCCCGCCUCCAAGCCGGACCUGCAGGAGGUUCUCCGAAAGCACGGGAUCUCAGGGAGUUUGAACUUUGACGAGGAGGAGACUGAUGGGGAAGAAGGAGAAGGGAACCAACUAAGGUCUCAGUCGCCGUGUUCAGAGGCAGAGAGGCCCAGUUCUGCAUCCAGCCAGAAGCCAGCCCCGGGCGCAGGGGCCUCCGGGACCGCAUCCCCGCACUCUGACAUUCAGCUGGGAGAAAUGGAGGACUUGGAAGGCUUUGCAUACAGUCCUGCCCCACGAGGUGUCACAGUGAAGUGCCGGAUAACCCGGGACAAGAAAGGAAUGGACCGGGGGCUCUUCCCCACCUACUACAUGCACUUGGAAAAGGAUGAGGAUCGCAAGAUAUUUCUUCUUGCAGGUAGGAAGCGGAAAAAGAGCAAGACAUCCAACUACCUCAUCUCCACGGACCCCACAGACCUGUCCCGAGAAGGGGAGAGCUAUAUUGGCAAGCUCAGGUCCAACCUCAUGGGGACUAAGUUCACCGUGUAUGACCACGGUGUGAGCCCGGCCAAGGCCCAGGGCCUGGUGGAGAAGGCCUACAUGCGUCAGGAGCUGGCCGCCGUGUGCUACGAGACAAAUGUACUUGGAUUUAAAGGCCCGAGGAAAAUGUCUGUGAUCAUCCCUGGGAUGAAUAUGAAUCAUGAACGGAUUCCUUUUCAGCCACGAAAUGACCACGAGAGCUUGCUUUCAAAAUGGCAGAACAAAGCCAUGGAGAACUUGAUUGAGCUGCACAACAAGUCCCCGGUCUGGAACGAUGACACCCAGUCCUACGUCCUGAACUUCCACGGCCGGGUCACCCAGGCGUCUGUGAAGAACUUCCAGAUCGUCCACGACAAUGACCCUGACUACAUAAUCAUGCAGUUUGGACGCGUGGCCGACGACGUGUUCACGCUGGACUACAACUACCCGCUCUGCGCGCUCCAGGCCUUUGCCAUCGGACUCUCCAGCUUUGACAGCAAGCUGGCCUGCGAGUGAGGCCGAGCAGGCGGAGCAGGGCGCUCUCGCCCCAGGACACCCAGAGCAAGAGGCUGCCCCUGUGGAGUGGUCCCUGGAAGUGUGUGUAUAGAUGUGUGUGGAUUCACAUACGUGUGCGUGCACAUAUAUGUUUGUACACCCCCACUCCCUGGUCACAUAGCCCUGGUCAGGGAUCAUGGCUCAACUCGGGUAAGAGGCUUUGCAGAGCACAGGAGUGAUCUGACGUUAUCGUCCAGCCGUCAGAGUCUCGUUUUUGGAAAUUCGCAGCCAGAAUCAGCUUGACUUCCCUUUCCUGCAGACCUUCUCAGAGAGGGAUAGUUCCCUCAGUGAUCUUCAGUCUCCAGGUCUGCAGACUUUUUCUGAAAAUGGCCAGUUCAUCCAUGGAGAUGUGACCGUCCCCAGUUUCCAGGGUCUCUGUACUGCCCUGGGCCUGGCGGUCUUCCAUAAUGGGCCUGUGGUCACGAGAGCACCUGGGGGACGACUGCCUCCAGGAGUGCAGGUCGCAGCUGAGGCCCUGUCUGCUGCGACAUAGCCUUCCCCGUGUCCUGCCCACAGAGGUUUGCAGAGUGUCACUUACCAUCAGUGGUCAUUCCAAGUCCCCCCAACACCUGCCUCACCCACGGGGGAGGGGCUCCGGGAGAAGUGCUCGCUCCCUGCUGUCUUUUGUCAGUGGGCAAGGGUGGGGUGGGGGAGUGCGGCGCCCAUUCCCCAGAGCCAGCCGCUCCACUUGGGGGCUCAGGAGUCACCUGAUCAUGAUCCCCUCUUCCCUCAAGGCUGGCCGCCUGGCUCCUGUCUCAGUCAAGGUGGCUGUGGUCCAAUUUGUGAUCAGUGAUGUGAGAAAUUUACAAAUUGUCUUAAUCGUGGUUUAGGCUGGAAGCGUGGACUUCAGAGGGACCUGACCUGGUCAGGUCAUGGCUGAGAAGCUUUGACGUGGCCUUCACCUUCUCAGCCCCGAGCACCUCCCUCGAUGGGUUACCGUGGAGCCGUUAGUGCAGACACACCUGCCGCCCCAUGGGAGGGAGAGAACCGUGUGGGUGUGUAAACCUGCCAUUGUCACCAUCCAGGGUGAGGACGCUCAGGCCUCUCUUCUCAAGGCAAGUGUCGUUAGCCCCAAGGCCUGGCUCCCUCAGCCAGGUCACGUCCUAUCACUUGUGCUCGCAGAUUGUAAGCGUUUUGCUAUUUUGUUCAGAUUAUUAGCCUCUCCCAACAAAUUGCAUGGCUCUGCUGCCGGUUGACGGCCUGCUCGGGCACCCACAUCCUGACUCAGGAGCGCCAUGAGCUCCACGUUGCCGUCGGUCACCCCCAGGCCUGUCUGCUAGCCUGGUGUUGGGCGGCAGCCUCUGUUGCUCCUUCUAUUUCCUUAUGUGGACGUCCUUUCUGUCCCUGCUUCCUGUCCCUGCUCCACAUCAAACAGCAGUGGAAGGAAAGAGACUAGGGGUGAGCCGACCCAUAGCUCACCCCACCCGCAUGUCUACUGCUCUGUCCUGACCUGGCGGUCAUCUCAGGCUGCGUCCUUCAAGUGCCUCAGUCCUCAGGUGCCCUUCCCCCGCUGGCCUCUCCUGAGGCUGCUCACUUGCCUCCAGCAGGGGAUAUGAAGUGUUUUGGGAGGGACCUGGGGGGCGGCUGAUCUGACCUGCCUCUUGCCCCAGCUCUGGCGCAGAUACACCCCGGCCUCCUGUCCUUCCUGCUCAAGUGUGCAGGUGAUCAGUUUUACAUAUUUAUACUUUUUGUACGCUACAGAAAUAAAAAGUGAU